This is a messenger RNA of Saccoglossus kowalevskii, 1105 nucleotides long. Its product is annotated as betaine--homocysteine S-methyltransferase 1-like. The record is from RefSeq and is a predicted model, not a curated record. Lineage: Eukaryota; Metazoa; Hemichordata; Enteropneusta; Harrimaniidae. Gene Ontology annotation, molecular function: methyltransferase activity; zinc ion binding.
CAAAUCUUACACGAUGGCAAGUAAAAGAAAAGGACUCCUGGAAAGGCUGGGAGACAAUGAAUUUGUUAUAGCUGCAGAAGGCUAUGCCUUUUAUUUUGAACGAGCUGGUUAUCACAAGUCUGGCCUCGGUGUUCCAGAGGUCGUUCUUGAUCAUCCCGAAGUCGUCGAGCAUGCGUACAGGGAGUUUGUCCACGCCGGAAGUGAUGUCAUUGUAUCGUAUACGUAUUAUGGUCACCGCGAGAAGUUACGUCUCGCUGGCAGAGAAGGUGACAUAGAGAAAUUGAAUAAAACUGCACUGAACUUAGCAAGAAAGGUUGCUGAUGAGACAAACACACUAGUAGCAGGGGAUUUGUCUAAUACGAACAUUUAUCAUCCUGAUCACCCAGAAAGAAAUGAUAAUAUAAAGGCCAUGAUGAAGGAGCAGACAGAAUGGGCCGUUGAGUGUGGUGCUGAUAUGAUAGUCGCUGAAACAUUCACUUAUUUCGGCGAGGCAAUGUUGGCUCUUGAGGUUAUUAAGUCAUACGGUAAAGGUUUGCCAUCGGUGAUCACUUUGGCACCGUUCAUAGUUCCAACAAUGGAUGGGCAUGCAAUCACCGCAGACAAACUGCUAGUGAGUGAGGCGUGUAAGAAACUACAAGAAGCAGGGGCCGAUGUCGUUGGACUUAAUUGUGGGCGUGGUCCGAAAACAAUGCUACCACUGCUAAAAGAAAUUAAAGAAGUGUGCCCGGGACCUCUUGCAGCACUGCCCGUACCUUUCAGGACUACCAGUAAAGAACCUACAUUCUUCAUGUUGACGGAUCCUUUGACAGGCAAGAAAGUGUUUCCUGGAGAUGUGGACAUCCACAGCUGUACACGAGAAGACAUCAACGAGUUUGGCGAAGAAUGUAAACGGCUAGGGAUUCAGUAUAUAGGUUUAUGUUGUGGGAAUCGUGCAUAUUAUACACGUGCUCUGGCCGAGUCGUUAGCACGCACACCUCCGGCUAGCCAGUACUCACUGGAUAUGUCUAAGCAUUAUGUCUACGGUACUGAUGCUAAAGUGAAGAGAGAUGUUGCUGACGAUAGUCUAAAAUUAUACCACACACUCGGUGAAAUUGACCACAUUUAA